Messenger RNA from Sinocyclocheilus grahami, 801 nucleotides. Its product is annotated as endonuclease domain-containing 1 protein-like. Gene Ontology annotation, molecular function: nucleic acid binding; hydrolase activity; metal ion binding. Lineage: Eukaryota; Metazoa; Chordata; Actinopteri; Cypriniformes; Cyprinidae. The transcript has 2 exons. The coding region runs from base 1 to 801 and encodes 266 amino acids. The record is from RefSeq and is a predicted model, not a curated record.
AUGCAUCUGUUUGCCGUCUCUGUGCUGCUAAUGCUUGCCUUUCCAUUUAUCAUGACCGAACUUGAUUCAUUCAGUUCAUGUCUUGAUUCUUUUUCAAAUGAAAAACCUCCAGUGAUUCAUGAUAUUCUGGAGAAUUCAGUCUCAAAGGAUCAAAACCGUUAUAAAUUGAUCUGCCAAGAAUAUAAAGGCAGAAUCUUUUUUGCAACUCUCUAUGACACAGGAAAUAAGAUCCCCAUUUUCUCAGCCUACAAAUAUACCGGGAAAGGAGCUUUCACAAGACCAAAGAUUAAUUUUCGCAGUGAGAGUAAGCUUAAUAAUCAGCAGCAGGCUCAAGAUAAUGACUAUAAAAACAACAACAUAAGGAUGAGUCGUGGUCAUUUAUUUCCCAGCAGCCAUGCAGCUGAUCUAGAAACUGCUUCUUCUACAUUCACCCUGACCAAUGCUGUGCCACAGGAGGAAAGCUUUAAUAAUGGAAUAUGGAACAUCAAGGAAGAAACUUUUCAAAAAAACAUGAAUGAAAACUGCCUUAGUAAUAACAACAAAGUUGUGGCCCAUGUGCUGACAGGAGCUAUACCUGGCACCGAGAAAAUGAAGGAGAAAGUGAACAUUCCUUCACACAUGUGGAUGGCUUUUUGCUGCUAUAACAAAAAGAAAGAUUCAUGGGUCUCCCAAGCUUACUGUGCUACAAACGAAGCAAACAGCAAAGCUGACCUUACUACAGAAAGCUUGUCUGAGUUACAGCAAUUCAUAAAUGUUAAAUUGGGGAAAGAAGUAGUUCUGUUUCAUGACAUGUGUAAAUAA